AAUGUCAAAAUGAACGCGCUCGUCAACCUCUAUCACCAAUCUGACCGCUUCAUCACACCAGAAACUCUUUCCGACGCCAUUGACCGGGCAUUUACGAGACAGGACAAUUUUCUUGGCGAUGGCGACUCGCAGAGGCACUCCUUCGCGGAAAUAUUGAACAUGCGGGCGCAACAAAGGCAGUCUCCCAAAUUUUACCUUGGUAGAGACCUGUAUACUCACUCCGCCUUGGACUCUUCGCAAAUGGGUCCCGGAUGGACCGAGAGCAAGGAGAAGCGGGUAGAUAGAAUAUACGAGGCUCUCAUGGGCACAACAAGGGAUGGAAAGCCGUCGUGGACAGCCAUCAAGGAAAAUGCUAGGCGUGUCCAAGCUCAAAUGGCCGCCGAUCGC
Messenger RNA from Pisolithus orientalis, 387 nucleotides. RefSeq lists its product as uncharacterized. Lineage: Eukaryota; Fungi; Basidiomycota; Agaricomycetes; Boletales; Pisolithaceae. The transcript has a single exon. The record is from RefSeq and is a predicted model, not a curated record. The annotation marks the transcript as partial.